CAUGCCCUGAUAUAUGACAGUAAAUUGCUUGUGUUUUAUGCAGAGACUGUGGAAGAUAUUGAAGGAACAUCCGUUCAUUGUUUGGAUUUGAUGAAUACGGUUUGGACAAGGCUUGACCAUCUUGACGGGCCAGCCAAAUAUUUGAUCAGUUUUCAAGAUGGUAAGAGCUACUACAUUAUACAAAGAAAUGGGAACGUGUGGAGAUUGGCAAAUACCAAAGUUAAACUUGUGUCAUUUAAGUUUAUUGGAAAACUGUGGACAUCCGAUAGAGUUUUAUAUGGCGCCGUGCAUUGCAAGGAUCAGCUAAUGUUAUUUGGA
This is a messenger RNA of Lymnaea stagnalis (great pond snail), 318 nucleotides long. Lineage: Eukaryota; Metazoa; Mollusca; Gastropoda; Lymnaeidae. The record is from the annotation of a GenBank genome assembly.